GUUCCUACAUAAAAUCGACAUGGCGUCAAAGCUAAGGCACCUCCACGUGGUAUCACCAAUCGGCUACUGUGACGAGGAUGGAGAGAUGAUAUUAGUCUACGAUUACAUGGUGCAUGGCAGUUUAUACGACCAUCUCUACAAGAAGAAUCCACCAUUAAAGUGGAAGCAACGCCUCCAAAUUUGCAUAGGUGCCGCCAGGGGAUUGCAUUACCUUAACAAUACCGUCAAUGAGUACCACAAGAUUCAUCGCAUCGUCAACUCCACAAACAUACUACUGGAUGAGAAAUGGGUGGCCAAGGUCUCCGUCGCGCCAACUUAUAUCUGGCAUGGCUCGAUGAUUGAAGAAAAGGAUAAUAAUGUGUACUCCUUCGGCUUGGUGUUGUUACAAGUGUUAUUCAUCAAGCCCAGGAAGCCGUUAGAUAUUCACCAAUAUGCUGAGUCUUGUCGUAGAGGGGCAUUUAAAAAAUAUAUUGAUCCUAAUCUGAAUCGUCAAAUUGCCCCUCAAUGUUUGAGUAAAUUCGUCGAGACAGCCCUCGCAUGCAUUAAAAAGGAAAGUGAGCCGCCGGCAACGAGCGACGUUGUUCGGAGCCUCGAGCUUGCGAUGCAGCUGCAAGAAGCAGCGGAGCAAAGAGACAACAUCAUAUGAUGGUGGGAGUUUCUCC
Messenger RNA from Erythranthe guttata (spotted monkey flower), 662 nucleotides. Lineage: Eukaryota; Viridiplantae; Streptophyta; Magnoliopsida; Lamiales; Phrymaceae. The record is from RefSeq and is a predicted model, not a curated record.